AUGGACGAGGAGAAGCUCCCAUCUGUACUGCCUGGGGAAAGUGCUGCUGUCUGGGACCCCAGCCUGGAGCCUGAGGCCACGGGAUCUUUUGAGGAGGAGCCUGGGGUCCAGAAUGGAUUGGCAGCUUGUGAGGGCCUGAACAGCAGCCACAGCAUCCCAGAGCAUGAGAUGAGGAGCACCUUGGUGGACACUGAGGAGCCCACAAAGGGUCUGGGCAUGGCCCUGCAUGGCCUCAGCCUUGGCCUUUCCCUAACCAAUGGUCUAACCCUGGGCUCAGACUCGAACAUUCUGGAAGAUUCAGUGGAGUCCAGGCCCUGGGGGGCUGAUGGGCUGUCAGAGGGGGACUGUGCCUCCAGGAGUCUCUGUCCAGACACUGAAGACCCUCAGCUAGGGCUAGAUGGCCUCGGGGAGCCAGAUGUGCGAGAUGGCUUCAGUGCCACAUUCGAGAAGAUUGUGGAGUCAGAGCUGCUGCGGGGCACCCAGUAUAGCAGCCUCGACUCCCUGGACGUGCUGAGCCUCACGGAUGAGAGUGACAGCUGUGUCAGUUUCGAGGCCCCCCUUACUCCCCUCAUCCAACAACGGGCCCGUGAUAGCCCAGAGCCAGGGGCUGUACUGGGCAUUGGGGACAUGGGGUCUGAGGGGGACAUAGGGGCAGCUGGCGGUGAUGGGGAGCUGGGCAGCCCCCUGCGGUGCUCCAUCUCCAGCAGCCGCUCUGAGAAUGUUCUGAGUCAACUGUCUCUCACGACUGUACCCAAUGGCUUCCACGAGGAUGAGCCUCGAGGCCCAGGAGGGGAUGAGGAUGAUGAUGAUGAGGACACGGACAAGUUGAUGAACUCAGCCAGUGACCCCAGCCUGAAGGAUGGCCUGUCGGACUCAGAUUCAGAGCUAAGCAGCUCAGAGGGACUGGAGCCGGGCAGCACGGACCCGCUGGCCAAUGGGUGCCAGGGGGUCAGUGAAGCCGCUCGUCGGCUGGCACGCCGCCUCUACCACCUUGAGGGCUUCCAGCGCUGUGAUGUGGCCCGGCAGCUAGGCAAGAACAAUGAGUUUAGCAGGCUGGUGGCUGGAGAGUACCUCAGUUUCUUCGACUUCUCAGGCCUGACUCUGGACCGAGCCCUCAGGACCUUUCUGAAAGCCUUUCCACUGAUGGGAGAGACGCAGGAGCGCGAGCGGGUACUCACGCACUUCUCCCGCCGGUACUGCCAGUGCAACCCCGAGGAUAGCACCUCAGAAGAUGGGAUCCACACGCUCACCUGUGCCCUGAUGCUGCUUAACACGGACCUGCAUGGACAUAAUAUUGGCAAGAAGAUGUCCUGUCAGCAAUUUAUUGCCAACUUGGACCGUCUGAAUGAUGGCCAAGACUUUGCCAAAGACCUGUUGAAGACUCUUUACAACUCCAUCAAGAAUGAAAAGUUGGAAUGGGCCAUUGAUGAGGACGAGCUGAGGAAAUCACUGUCAGAGCUGGUGGAUGACAAGUUUGGGACAGGCACAAAGAAGGUGACAAGGAUCCUGGAUGGUGGCAACCCCUUUGUGGAUAUCCCGCAGGCUCUCAGUGCCACCACCUACAAGCACGGUGUGCUGACCCGGAAGACGCAUGCUGACAUGGAUGGCAAGAGGACACCUCGAGGGAGGCGUGGCUGGAAGAAAUUCUACGCAGUGCUCAAAGGGACCAUCCUGUACCUACAGAAGGAUGAGUACAGGCCUGACAAGGCCCUGUCAGAGGGUGAUUUGAAGAAUGCCAUCCGUGUGCAUCAUGCUCUGGCCACCAAGGCCUCUGACUACAGCAAGAAGUCCAAUGUGCUCAAGCUGAAGACAGCUGACUGGAGGGUCUUCCUCUUCCAGGCACCGAGCAAGGAAGAAAUGCUGUCCUGGAUUCUUAGGAUCAACCUAGUGGCUGCCAUCUUCUCGGCCCCUGCCUUCCCAGCUUCUGUCAGCUCCAUGAAGAAAUUCUGUCGGCCCCUGCUGCCCUCCUGCACCACUCGUCUCUGCCAGGAAGAGCAGCUGCGUUCACAUGAGAAAAAGUUGAGGCAGGUGGCUGCUGAGCUGGCUGAGCACAGGUGUCACCCAGUUGAGCGGGGCAUCAAGUCCAAGGAGGCGGAGGAGUACCGGCUGAAGGAGCACUAUCUCAUGUUUGAGAAAAGCCGUUAUGAGACCUAUAUCCACCUCCUGGCUGUGAAAAUCAAAGUGGGCUCAGAUGACUUGGAGCGGAUUGAGGCCCGCCUGGCCACCCUGGAAGGGGAUGAUCCUUCUCUCCGGAAGACACACUCUAGUCCUGCCCUCAGCCAGGGCCAUGGACCUGUGACUGGCAGCAAAGCCAUGAAGGAUACCACUGGGCCAGACACUUAG
Molecule: messenger RNA, 2343 nt
Organism: Orycteropus afer afer
Lineage: Eukaryota; Metazoa; Chordata; Mammalia; Tubulidentata; Orycteropodidae
Gene: PSD2
Product: pleckstrin and Sec7 domain containing 2
Exons: 14
Coding region: 1-2343 (780 amino acids)
Biological process (GO): regulation of ARF protein signal transduction
Molecular function (GO): guanyl-nucleotide exchange factor activity; phospholipid binding; protein binding
Source: RefSeq, a predicted model, not a curated record